GUAUCUUAAAUCCCCGCCGCGUUGAACAGUUGGUGUCAGCACCACGGCUGGCAUGGCUAGUCGCACUCGCACGACCGCCAUGUCGACGUUGAAGCAUCGCGUCGACUGUCGUGAGUGGGACUCAUAAUGAAAGCUCCCAUUAUUCCCGAAAUACCCGUGGCAGUGGCUGGAUCGCUCCUCUCGUCCCGUCUCCCAGCAUUCGGAAUUCUGUCCCUCUCGGUCCCUCGCGGUCCCUCGUAUACUCGUGGCAUGGCUCGGCUCCGAUGAUCCGAUCCUUUCACGAGAGUCACGCAUGCUGAGCAGCAUUUGGUCCCAGAGAGCAUUUAAUGUGGGAAGGGGACUGUUUCGUCCUCAAAUGAGCAACCCCUAAUCUGGAACACUUGAUCGCGUCUUUGAGUCCGCCAUAUGCUGUCAAUCGUGCGAUCGCGCUGCCAGCGCACCCGGAGUUAGUAGGACCAUCAUUGAUGACGGUCGCGUCGCGUUUCGUCGGAACCUACCCGCGGCCGCAGACGACAUGCUACUUGUGCUAGGAAAAGGCACGCUAAGUGUUCGGAUCAGCACCUCGAUCAGCAGCCAGCGGGAGCAUACUGGCAUUUCAAAUCUGGAAACAACUUGUUUCAAAUGUGUGUGUGUUAGAAAUUCCACGAAGUUCUUUGGUUGCGAAGCCACGUCCAUACUAUGGAACGUGACUAGUAGUUAGAACGUGGCCAUCGCGGACGAAAUCUGAGACUCUGGCCCCACCGUGAGCCCGUGUGACUAGCGGCUUCAAACCCCAAGAAGAUCUCUCUGUUAUCUCUGAACCCGAAGUCGCCGAGCGCGUUUCCACGCUGAGAUCGACCUCAUUCCCUUACUAACGCGCAUUCCCCGCAUUCCUCGCAUUACCCGCAUCCCCCUCCCCGCGUUUUCCGGCGUUUCUGGCGUGUGCGGCACACGCUCCUUGCGAGGAAAGCCAACUGGGGGUGACGCGGGGAGAUCUACGAUCAGGCUGCUGCAGUCAACGCCUGUUACUAAAUACUAUUUGGAAGUACGGCAACAGCGACUGCAGCCCCCUCACCGCGCUGCUACUAAUUAGUAGUACCCUUGAGUGGAGCAGUUCGCUGUGACUCUCAAAGAGAGUGACAGCGACACAUCUGCCAUGCAAGAGCGUGGAUCAACCCGCGACAUGAUCCACCAGUCCCCCCUGCUGCGCUUUGCGCCGCCGCCGCCGUUGCCGGCGGUUUCUGCGGAGUCGAUCCAAGCUGCUGCUGCCGCUGGUGCUGGUGCUGCUGCUGCUGGUCAGUCACAGCUGCUUCAGCUGCAUCAGCAGCAGCAGCAGCAGCAGCAGCAGCAGCAGCAAUGUGGGUCGCUGUGGAAGCAGUAUGAACCUGCGACUCGGAACGCCCCACUGCGCAGGCAGCAACAGCAGCAGGAGCCCCAGCUGGAGCUGCAGCAGCAGCAGCAGCGGCAGCAACAGCAGCAGCAGCAGCAGCAGCAGCGGCAGCGGCAAUUGCAGCAGCAGUUGGAGCUCCAGCGUGUUUGGAUGAAGUCUCAGCAACUGCCAGGACCACCAUUCCAGCAGCAGCAGCAGCAGCAGCAGCAGUCGCGGCCGGCGCUGGAGAAUGAGGGCCUCUCCACACAUGAGUGGCUGGCGCUAGGGGACUCUGCAAAUGGUGACUCUGCAAAUAGUGACUCAGCUAAUGGUGACUCAGCGAUCGGUGACUCAACGUGCCAUGAUGAGUUGGCACCUGGAUCGGAUUCACCCAUGAGAGAAGUAUUUUCUGAAAGCCCGCCACAUCAUCGACAACUUGAAGAGCACCAGCCGCAGCCGCCGCCGCCGCAGCAGCAGGAGCAGGAGCAGGCAUUCUACCCGCAUCACUGCAACGCUGACGCUGAAAGAUACAGCUGGAAGAAGACGUCACACAAACGCAUUGCGGGUCAGCCUGUAAAGAGAAUCUAUUUCGUCUGCGCAUCCAAAAACUCCACGGGCUGCCCGGCAAAAAAAACUGAGGAUCGAGUGGCUGGCAAGGCCCGUCCCGGGUGGCGCAAGCCAAAAGGCGCAAAAGCUACACCCGAUUCAAAGGCUAGACCCGAUACAGUUGCAACAGCAGAUGAUGACGGGUGCAUGCCGGACAGGAUGGAGAUGCGUGUGGUGGUGCGGACGGCGUAUUUUGGCUCGCAUAACCACUCACCGCCGCCGCCGCCCCCCCCAGAUACUCCCAAGGCCCUUCUUCUUGGCCCUACUGCUACAGUCAUCGAUGCUACGGCGUUCCCUCCUGCUACAGCCUUUAACACUACAACGACCCCCCCUGCUACAGCCAUCGAUGCUAUGGCAUUCCCUUCUCCAGCCUGCUUUCCUGCUGCCGCCCUUGCUGUUGCGACACCUUUGCCUCCUGCUUCUAUCAGCGUCCUUCCUGCGUCCUCCUGCCUCUCGCCUCCAGCCUCCCACCCGCCUGCAGUUUCCAUCACUGCUGCAAGCGAGCUGCUGACCCAGACUGCAUUCCACCGCCUGCUUUCCAGCACUCCAGCUGUCGAUGUGACGACUGCACUCCCCCCUCUACCCUCAACGCCAACUCCCGCUCCUCCUUCUCCUCCUCCUCCUCCACUUCCUCCUCUUCCUCCUCCUGCAGCGCAACCUCCUCCCCCUCGUCCUCUCCAGUCGUCCUUUUUUCCGUUGCAUGCUUCCGCUUGCUUCCCAGCUGCCGAGGCGCCUCAAGCUGCGUCCUUCCAGCCUGGGGACCCGUUGCUCUUCACUAGUCAGUCGCAGCCACCAGCUGGCUGGCCUGCUUCGCCUUCAGCAGCUGCGGGUACUGCUAGCCGUGCUUUCGCUACAGCUGCUGCAGCAGCUGCUACUGCAAGCCAUUCCCCUGCUACAGCCUCUUUCAAUGCCGCCCAUGACCCUGCCGCUACAGCCGCUUACUGCGACACCCACCUCUCGGUUCCUUCGCUCCACAGCAUUCCGCCGACCCCUCGAGCCGCCCACCUCCCUCCUCCCCAUGCUCCUUCCCUUCCCCCGCCUUCCCCUGCCACCAUCAGCUCUUAUUUCGGCAUAGUUCAGCCAUUAGUGGCGGCUUCACCGCCAUCAGCACCACCAGCAGCAGCACCAGCAGCAGCACCAGCAGCACCAGCAGCAGCACCAGCAGCACCAGCAGCAACAGCAGCACUAGCAGCAGAAGCAGCAGCAGCAGCACGGGCAGCUGUGAUGCCAGCAGCACCUGCAGAGCCGGUGGGGUAUCAGCACGACCAAGAGAAGCUUCUGCGAGCUGUCCGGCGGCAGAGUUGUCAACGGCAACAGAUGCACCUUCAGCAGCCGCAGCAACGGCAGCAGCAGCGCCAACAGCGGCAGGUGCCUUCAUCUCUCCUCUGCACAGAGCAUCUCGCACCCCAAAUGCCUGUAUGUGCUCCUGUCACUUUCGCAUGCACCCCUGAUCUGACCUUUUGCACUCCUGACGUAACCAUUCAUGCUCCUGACGUAACCACUCACGCCCCUGAGGUAUCCACUCACGCCCCUGACGUAGCCACUCACGCCCCUUACGUAACCACUCGCACUCCUGGUUUAACCGGUGUAUGUGCUGCUGUGACAGCUGAACCGAUUGCUUGUGGGACAGAUGUAGCUAGUGGCCAGACAACACCAAGCCGUGGUGUAAUUGCUCUAGCAGGUGACCCUUACAUGACUGCCUGUCGAGUAACGGCCAAUGGUGUUAUCCCCAACCACCCUGCUGUUGCCAGUAACAGCUGUCAUCCUGGUCCCGCUACUGGUAACCCUAACCGUUACCUUUCUUCGCAACAAUACGAGACAAAGAGGCGGUUGCCCUGGUGUUCCCAGUUGCAGUCCUACGAGGGAGACCACCUGCUGCGGCAGCCUGCUUUCAUGGUGGAUGGUGGGAGCAGCGGCAGCAGCAGCAGCAGCGGCAACAGCAGCAACUGCAGCAACAGCAGCAACAGCUACAGCAGCAGCAGCAGCACCACCACCAGUAGCAUUUACUGCACGAGGGGGCUUUCCACAGGCCAUGCCGGUCUGUUUGCACCCACUACAAGCAGAUUCGACAGAAGGAAACGUUUGCUGGCCGACACCAGCGCGAUGCAGCCUGGCAGUGGAGAAAGCGACAUGUCGACUUACAGCACCACUGAAAACGUUUUUCUUGAGAAUUGCUUUUCAGACAGACGUAGCAGCAUGGUAAGCUGUGGCAGCAGCAUGAGCAGCAUCAGCAGCUGCUUCAUCGGGUCAUGGCCUCAGGCACCUCAAGGGCCUCACUCUGGUACUGGUAACCCUUUCGAGGCAGCUCAAAGGCCGCAGCCUGCGGCUGAGAUUGACACGGAAGAAGACACCAUGGGCGUGGCUGAUGCACAUGUGGUGAAUUAUUCGGCUGCUGACGUGUGCUUGGAUGAGCUGUAUUUGAUCCCAGAUGACAUCAGCAAGACCGCUGAUGACAUCAGCAGGCUCCAGGUCAUGAUGAUCCCAGAAUUUGAUUGUCCAGAUCUGAUGAGCAUGCUUACUCCACGGGAACUGGAGAUUAUGAAUGGGUUGUUGGCACCUGAUAGUGGGGGGAAUAUGCAGUCGUUUGCACCGGAAGGGAAGACGACGUGAUGCGAGCGAGUGCCUUGGUUGUGUGCUUGAUUAAUUUCCUGCAAAGUGGUUUUCCAUGAGUAUAAGGUCAUUCUAGCUGCAGUACAGCACCCCACAGGUGUUUAACAAGAAUUAAAGUCGGCAGAUGAA
Closterium sp. NIES-67 is the source of this 4693-nucleotide messenger RNA. The record is from the annotation of a GenBank genome assembly. Lineage: Eukaryota; Viridiplantae; Streptophyta; Zygnematophyceae; Desmidiales; Closteriaceae.